Messenger RNA from Fomitiporia mediterranea MF3/22, 153 nucleotides. RefSeq lists its product as uncharacterized. NCBI's taxonomy places the organism in Eukaryota, Fungi, Basidiomycota, Agaricomycetes, Hymenochaetales, Hymenochaetaceae. Bases 1 to 153 code for a protein of 50 amino acids. The transcript is spliced from 2 exons. The record is from RefSeq and is a predicted model, not a curated record.
AUGUCGGUCAUGUCUCCCUCAACGUCUGCUGCGAAUAGAGAACGAACAUUGCGCGCUUUGCGAGUCCUAGAUGACUUAAUGCGAGAUUCACAAAUUAGCUCUCCAAGGGAGCCAAUGAUGCUAACCUCAAACCAACCCAAUCGUGACUCAUAG